CACCAGCACCUGAUCAUUUCUGGACCAAAUAAAGACAGAAGACAGAAAAUUCGCCUUCUCUUUCUCUCUCUAAAACAAAAACUAUACCAAAGGAGCUUUGGCUGGGGAACUUUCAUGGACUGACUAGAGCUCAGUUUAAUCUGCAAAUCCCAUUUCAGGUUGCUUUGUAGACGAUAGAUUGUUUGUACUGCUUCAAAUUUGUGCCAAUGGAACACCAUUUUGGUCAAGACGCUGCUCCUGCAUCUGGGUCCUUUGAUAAGACUAGGGUUUUGAACGUGAAGCCAUUAAGAACGCUUGUUCCUGUGUUCCCUUCACCAUCUAAUCCUGCUUCAUCUUCAGCUCCCCAAGGGGGUGCUCCAUUUGUCUGUGUUUCACCUUCUGGUCCUUUCCCUUCUGGGGUUGCACCCUUCUAUCCAUUCUUCAUCUCCCCGGAGUCCCAGAGGCUCUCAGAGCAGAAUGCACAAACCCCCACUGGUCAACGUAUGCCUGCUACUCCUGCUGCUCCUAUAUCGACUGCAAUUCCAAUUAAUUCAUUCAGGACGCCAACUGGAGCUACUAAUGGUGAUUUGGGCACAUCGAGGAGGAGUACCCGAAGUCGGGGACAGGUCGCACAGGAAGAUGGCUACAGUAAUGCUGUGAUAGAGGAAGUUGAGGCAGAUGCAACAACUGCGGCUAAAAGAUCAAAGCGCAAGUUGCAGAACAAGAUAAAGGGACCGCCGAGUGUUGGUUCUGGGGAUGUUGAUCCAGAUGCAGUGGCUGCUGAUAUUCUCAAGUCACUUAACCCAUUGGUUUUUAAUGUACUAAAUCAACCCGAAGGUAGCAGGGACUCAGUUGCAUAUACACUCAUGAUAUAUGAAGUAAUGCGAAGGAAGCUUGGACAAAUUGAGGAUUCAAAUAGGGCUGCUAACGCUGUAGCAAAACGACCAGACUUGAGGGCAGGUGCAAUUAUGAUGAAUAAAGGUAUUCGGACCAACAGCAAGAAACAUAUUGGACUUGUGUCUGGUGUUGAGAUUGGGGAUAUUUUCUUUUUCAGAUUUGAAUUAUGCUUAGUGGGUUUACAUUCACCUUCUAUGGCUGGAAUUGAUUACAUCGGUACCAAAACCAGUCAAGAGGAAGAGCCCUUAGCUGUAAGUAUUGUCUCAUCUGGAGGGUAUGAAGAUGAUGUGGAGGAUGGGGAUGUGCUGAUUUACAGUGGCCAAGGUGGGGUUAACCGUGACAAGGGAGCAAGUGAUCAAAAGCUUGAAAGGGGUAAUCUUGCUUUGGAUAACAGUGCUCAUAGAGGUAACGAAGUGAGGGUAAUUAGGGGUUUGAAGGAUUUGUAUCAUCCAACGGGGAAGGUAUAUGUCUAUGAUGGUCUUUACAAGAUUCAAGAUUCCUGGGUGGACAAAUCAAAAUCUGGUUUCAAUGUGUUCAAGUAUAAAUUAGGCAGGUUGCCUGGACAGCCUCCAGCAUAUAUGAUUUGGAAAUCCAUUCAACAAUGGACUGAGAAAUCUGCUCCAAGAGCUGGGGUUAUAUUGCCUGAUCUUACUUCUGGGGCCGAAAAAGUACCUGUUUGUCUUGUGAAUGAUGUUGAUGCCGAGAAGGGCCCUGCAUAUUUCACUUACCACCCAAAUCUUAAGAAUUUGAGGCCAACUGCUCCGCUGGAAUCCUCUAUUGGAUGUUCUUGUAUUGGUGGAUGCCAACCUAACAAUUCUAACUGUCCUUGUGUUCAAAAGAAUGGUGGCUAUCUACCAUAUUCUUCAGCUUCAUUAAUUGCAGACCUAAAAUCUGUUAUAUAUGAGUGUGGUCCUUCUUGUCAAUGUCCUCCUAAUUGCCGAAAAAGGAUUUCUCAAAGUGGCUUGAAGUUUCGUUUGGAGGUUUAUAAAACCAAGAAUAAAGGAUGGGCUCUUAGAUCAUGGGAUGCUAUUCGAGCAGGAUCUUUCAUAUGUGAGUAUGCUGGGGAAGUCAUAGACAGUGCCAGAGUGGAGGAGGAGCUUGGUGGUGACAAUCUUGAUGAUUACAUUUUUGAUUCUACUCGCAUUUAUCAACAACUGGAAGUUUUUCCAGGUGACACUGAAGCUCCAAAAAUCCCAUCCCCCCUAUAUAUAUCCGCAAUUAAUGAAGGGAAUGUUGCUCGGUUUAUGAAUCACAGCUGCUCUCCAAAUGUAUUAUGGCGUCCAGUCAUACAUGAAAAUAAGAAUUUUUCAGAUCUCCACAUUGCUUUCUAUGCAAUUAGACAUAUCCCUCCUAUGAUGGAGUUAACUUUUGAUUAUGGGACGGUUCUUCCUCUCAAGGCAGGUCAUAGUAAAAAGAAAUGCUUAUGUGAAUCUGUGAAAUGCAGGGGUUACUUUUGUUAAUUAUUUGUCCUAUGAGUUUUGGAUGAAGAGGCCUCUGAAUGAAUGUACUGAAGGAUAAGGUGUAUAAUUUCUGUCUUUGUGGCGUAGAAAUAGCAUAAAUGUAGAACGUGAUUUAUGAUAUUGCAUCAUGUUUCUCAGCUGUAGCUGUAAGACCAGACAGCAGGAUGGAACUAUUUAGAAAGAUGUUAGCAGACAAACUUUUCUUUUUGGCAAACCUAGUAAAUUAUCACUUGAAAGAUCAAGUUGCCUAUUUACUGAUGUGGGUAAGUUAAGUUGUAAAAGUUAACUGUAGACACAUUUUAUGUAGACUGUUUCUUUUUUCUGCUGUUAGAUACAUUUUUUUUUCCUCAUGGAUGGAUUUUGACUAGGGCUGUUAGUAGUCCACAUUUUGAACUAGAUCCGUAGAAUUGGAUAUUUAAGUUU
Messenger RNA from Vigna umbellata (rice bean), 2759 nucleotides. The record is from RefSeq and is a predicted model, not a curated record. Lineage: Eukaryota; Viridiplantae; Streptophyta; Magnoliopsida; Fabales; Fabaceae.